ACGCCCCCUUCACGGUCUUGGCUGCCCGUCGGCUUCCCGACACGCUCUCCGAGUCCACAGCAUCGGGGGAUGGAGUAGAGGAAGGAAGAGAACCAUGGAUCCCACCGAAGAAAAAAACGGCAAAACAGUCGACAUUUAUCGCGACACGUGGGUUCGCUUCUUAGGCUAUGCCAAUGAAGUCGGGGAGGCCUUCCGUGCUCUGGUUCCAGUGAGUCUCGUAUGGGGAAGCUAUGCUGUGGCCACUGCGUAUGUUACGGCUGACGCUGUGGACAAAGGGAAGAAAGCAGCUGUGGCCCAUGGGGACAACCCAGGGAGGACAACACGGGUUGCGGUGGCUGUAGUGGACACGUUUGUGUGGCAGGCCCUCGCCUCUGUGAUCAUCCCAGGCUUCACCAUCAACCGUGUGUGUGCUGCUUCACUGUACCUGCUGGGCAGAACCACUAAGUGGCCGCUGGCCGCCCGCAAGUGGACCACCACAGCUAUAGGCCUCUCCACGAUCCCCUUCAUCAUUACUCCGAUAGACCGGUCAGUGGAUUUCCUGCUAGACUCGAGCCUUCGUAAAGUCUACAAUGAGGGAGAGAAGCACGAAUAGAAAGGGAUCAUGCUGCACAAACUUCCUCUCCUGGAUAGAUAUCGGUCCAGCCUAUGUGCUGCUGUGCCGAUUAUCCAGAAGACGUGCAAAGAAGGCGUUCACGGAGCAAGAUUUUAGGCAAAGAUACCUACAGUAAAAUAGUUGCAUUGCAGAAUUCUAACAUUUCUAUACCAGGUUAAGUUAUUAAAGCGAAAUCCUGCUGUGUGAAAUACCCCUUGGGGGAAACUGAAUUUUUACAUCUCAGGGCGAUCUGGGUAGCGACACCGAAAUGUGUAAAUGGGAAUGUAGCAGUGUAAAAGUUGUAUGAAUACUCCAUUCGACAGGGUGAAUUCCUGCUUCUUUGGCAGGCGUACGGUGUCCUGAUAUAUUCCUCUGAUCUUUUAUACAGAGAAAAACCUCCAAGGUUGCCCUCGUGGGCUACAGCUGAGAGCUAUUACUCUGGCUUGCAGGAUAUCGCUUUAUGUUCAGGUAGAAAUGCGGUUACACACAAAUCCACACUUGCUGCAUUUGUUAGCCAUAUUUAGAGGCAGGCCUAAAAAAGCCAUGAUGUCCUAUUAUUUGUUGCCAACUUAAAAUAUGACUUUGUUUUUGUUUCUUUUUGAAGACUUCUGUUGCUGUUUGAUAGAAAAGAAGCACCUUUCUCUUGUUUUAUUCUGCUUUAUUGUCAAUAAUGGAAGCCACUGAGGUUUUCAUUGAGAGUUCUUCACAAUAGUUACUUCUACAUACAGCAUGUAUAGAAAUAGUGUAACUGAUUGUAGUUUAAAAAUGUGAGAAAUGCCAGUUUUAGAUCCACAGAUGUAUGUCUAACAAAUUUAAAGCAAGGACAGAGAGUAAAGAUGUCUCGACUCCACUUGACUUCAGAUUAUUAUGAGGCCAGCAUAUAACUGGUGCAGAAGUUAAACAGCUUUUUGUCAAUAAUGCAAUUAAAUUUAGUGUUAUCCUUCUCAACUGUUUGUGAAGGCCAGUCUAGUUCCUAUGCAGAAAAUGAUUUAGGUAUUAAAGAAAUCCGCUAUACUAUAUGUAGAUAAUUGCUUUUGUUAAAGGAGCCAAAAAAAGAAUAUAUACUGUAUCUCAUGCUGAACUAUGCAAGGGGGAAAAAACAACUGUGUGCAUAAAAGAGCUUAGAAAAUGUUGGGGAUUGUUAAAAAAUAAAGUAUGUGGUUACAUGUCGUGAACAUUUUUAGAAAUCUAAAGGGAAAAACUAAAAAUGUAGCUUUACAUUUUGAGCUGUAACUAAGACAGCGAGGCACAUUUUGGCAACGGUUGUCGGUUUUUGUGUCAGUUUACACCAGUGUACCGUCGUAGCAAUAACCUUUGUUUAAUGUGUUUGUCACAGAAAAGCUGGAGCGCUACAGAUUGCUGAUUCUUACAAAUGAUGCAACCUAGUCAAUAGUGUUUAAUUGCACGAUCAGGAGAAAGAUCGCUGAAAAAAUGUUUAUUUUAGGGGGGUUGCCAUUAACAAACACAUUCACUUAAGCACAUACUUUACUUUUACCUCAUGUACAUAAAUGGACAGUUUUUACACUGAUAGUUUGAUUUGUCAUAGCAGGAAUGUAUCAACAGUGUGUGUACCAGUUACUACAUUUAAAUGUAAUAUAGCCACAAACAAUGUAAUCUAUUACAGCGGUACUUUUCCUGCUAUGACUUCCUGCCUUGGGAAACAAAGUGCAUCGGUGCCUCCUUUGUGAAAAUGUCUAUAUUCGGUUUUAACAUUUCAGAUUUGAACUUUUUUGUAUUUCUACUGUUCUGUUGCAUGCUGCAAAAACAAAAGUCAUGAUUUUUAAACUUUUUUUGACAUGUAUGACCGUGUGUUUGGAGGAUUUUCAGUCUUUCCUGACAACAAAAAAAGGGUCACACCUCAAACUGUGUUAGUUCACGAGCUGGAGAUUAUUUUUUCAAAUGUGAAAAUAACUGUUGAAAGUUAAAGCUCCAUUCGUUAGAGUGGUCACCUAAUCCUGAUGUCCUGUAACUUCUGAAACUGGUGAAAUAAAUGAUAUAAUGUCUA
Molecule: messenger RNA, 2597 nt
Organism: Acanthochromis polyacanthus (spiny chromis)
Lineage: Eukaryota; Metazoa; Chordata; Actinopteri; Pomacentridae
Gene: mtfp1
Product: mitochondrial fission process 1
Exons: 4
Coding region: 95-592 (165 amino acids)
Biological process (GO): mitochondrial fission
Cellular component (GO): mitochondrion
Source: RefSeq, a predicted model, not a curated record